CCUGGGGCCCCUUCAAUUUAGGGUUCCUUAGGUAAGCGCCCCGACUGUACUCUGCCGUGGAGAGAUUGCCGCGCUCUCCCGCAACGGCCGACCUCGGCACCCUCCCCCAUGCCGAUGGAGAAGCCGGCCGAUGCCUCGGCCGGCGCCCGCCCGUGCACUUCGACGCGCUGCGGUGCUUCUUCACCUCCGCGGAGGACGAGGAGGGCGGCAACACGCACGCGGGCUUCUUCCAGUCCUGGGCACGGAGCGCGGCCGCCGCCGAGGCGGGGUAGCCGCUUGGCGCGCAGGCCACCGCCGAGGCGUCGGCUCGUUGAUGAGGCCACCGACGUUGGCACCGGGCUCUGCGUCGGGGUCUGCGUCGGGCCGGCGCUGGACAAGGGAGGCUUGCUUUACUGCUCGCCGAUCAACUCCGUGACGCCGCAUUGGCCCCGGUUUUUGUCCCGGCCGCCGCUGCUGCGCCCACCUCUCGAUUUUUUAUUUUUUUUUGUCCUCGAAGCUGGACCGCCGCACAGUGCCACAGAGUGAGA
Molecule: messenger RNA, 527 nt
Organism: Prorocentrum cordatum
Lineage: Eukaryota; Dinophyceae; Prorocentrales; Prorocentraceae
Source: the annotation of a GenBank genome assembly